This is a messenger RNA of Emys orbicularis (European pond turtle), 3597 nucleotides long. RefSeq names its product insulin receptor substrate 1 (gene IRS1). Bases 1 to 3597 code for a protein of 1198 amino acids. Gene Ontology annotation, molecular function: insulin receptor binding; phosphatidylinositol 3-kinase binding. Gene Ontology annotation, biological process: insulin receptor signaling pathway. Gene Ontology annotation, cellular component: plasma membrane; cytosol. The record is from RefSeq and is a predicted model, not a curated record. The transcript has a single exon. Lineage: Eukaryota; Metazoa; Chordata; Testudines; Emydidae.
AUGGCUAGCCCCACGGAUAAUAAUGAGGGCUUCUUCUCAGAUGUCAGGAAGGUGGGUUACUUGCGCAAACCCAAGAGCAUGCAUAAACGCUUCUUCGUGCUGAGGGCAGCCAGCGAGUCAGGACCUGCCCGGCUGGAGUACUAUGAGAAUGAGAAGAAAUGGAGACAUAAGUCAGGAGCCCCCAAGCGUUCCAUCCCACUGGAGAGCUGUUUCAACAUCAACAAACGGGCAGACUCCAAGAACAAGCACCUGGUGGCCCUCUAUACCAAGGACGAGCACUUUGCCAUUGCAGCUGACAGCGAGCCUGAGCAGGAGAGCUGGUACCAAGCCUUGCUGCAGUUGCACAAUCGGGCCAAAGGCCACCACCACCUCCAUCAUCAUCGUCACCACCACCACCACAGUGAUGUCUCCUUUGGGGGUGGCAGUGCAGGGCUGGGGGAGGCAGGUGACGAUAGCUAUGGCGAGGUGGUCCCUGGCCCGGCUUUCAAGGAGGUUUGGCAAGUGAUCCUGAAACCUAAAGGUCUGGGCCAGACCAAGAACCUGAUCGGCAUCUACCGCCUGUGCCUGACCAACAAAACCAUCAGCUUUGUGAAGCUGAACUCAGAUGCAGCUGCUGUGGUACUGCAGCUGCUCAACAUCCGCCGCUGUGGCCACUCAGAGAACUUCUUUUUCAUAGAGGUUGGGCGUUCAGCGGUGACUGGGCCUGGUGAGUUCUGGAUGCAGGUGGAUGAUUCAGUGGUGGCACAGAACAUGCAUGAGACCAUCCUGGAAGCCAUGCGGGCCAUGAGUGAGGAAUUCCGGCCCCGCAGCAAGAGCCAGUCCUCUUCCAACUGCUCCAAUCCCAUCUCUGUGCCCCUCCGCAGCAGACACCAUGUCAACAACCCCCCACCCAGCCAGGUGGGGCUCAGUCGCAGGUCCAGGACUGAGAGUGUGACUGCUACCUCCCCUGCUGGGGGUGGUGGUGGUGGAGGAGGAGGAACAGGGGGCAAACCCAGCUCUUUCCGAGUCCGAGCCUCUAGUGAUGGGGAAGGAACUAUGUCCAGGCCUGCCUCUGUGGAUGGCAGCCCAGUAAGUCCCAGUGCCAACCGGACCCACUCACAUCGGCACCGUGGCAACUCCAGGCUUCACCCUCCACUCAACCACAGUCGCUCCAUCCCAAUGCCUUCUUCACGCUGUUCCCCUUCAGCCACCAGCCCAGUCAGCCUGUCAUCCAGCAGCACCAGUGGCCAUGGCUCCACCUCAGACUGCCUCUUCCCACGCAGGUCCAGUGCUUCGGUAUCAGGCUCCCCCAGUGAUGGUGGUUUCAUCUCCUCGGACGAAUAUGGCUCCAGCCCCUGCGAUUUCCGCAGCUCUUUUCGCAGUGUGACUCCAGACUCUCUGGGUCACACCCCGCCAGCACGGGGGGAUGAGGAGCUCAACAAUUACAUUUGUAUGGGGGGCAAGGCUGCCUUGUCCUGCAGCUUGGCAGCUCCCAAUGGCCACUUCAUCCCUCGCAGUUGCCACCCACAGCAUCAGCAGUGCCGCUAUCCUGGCACCCCAUGCUGCCCCCGGAGUGGUGGAGAGGAGGUAACUGACCUGGAGAAGGGCUUCAGGAAGCGGACUCACUCUGCAGGCACCUCACCCACCAUCUCCCACCAGAAGACACCCUCACAGUCUUCAGUGGCCUCCAUUGAGGAGUACACGGAAAUGCUGCCUUCCUACCCUUGUGGUGGCAACCGGCUGCCCUCCUACCGGCACUCUGCCUUUGUGCCCACUCACUCCUAUCCUGAGGAGCAUUUGGAGAUGCACCACUUGGAGGGCAACCACCACCGGACCAACUCCACCCCACACACUGAUGAAGGCUACAUGCCAAUGUCGCCUGGGGUGGCCCCUGUGCCCAGCAGUGGUGGCACUCCCAAAGGUGGUGACUAUAUGCCCAUGAGCCCCAAGAGUGUGUCAGCCCCACAGCAGAUCAUCAACCCUGGCAGGGGGGGUCGCCACGCCCAAGCCAUGGUGGACUCCAAUGGGUACAUGAUGAUGUCCCCUAGUGGCAGCUGUUCGCCUGACGGUGGUCCCGCCGGCUAUGGCAAAAUGUGGACUAAUGGGGCUGGCCACCACCCAAAGCUCUCGGUAGAGAGCAGCGAAGGGAAGCUCCCAUGCAGCGGCAGUGACUACAUCAACAUGUCCCCAGCCAGCGGCUCCGCCACCAGCACCCCCCCGGACUGCUACUUCGCCAGCUCGGAGCCGCCGGGCCCGGAGGAGGCCUCGGCGCAGGGCCCGGCCGAGCCCCCACACAAGCCCAUCUACUCCUACUUCUCCCUGCCGCGCUCCUUCAAACACGUGCAGCGCAGGGCAGCGGAGGACAGCGGCCCCCAGCUGCGCAUCUCCCUCAGCUCCGGCCGCUUGCUCUACGCCGCGGAGGACUCGUCCUCUUCCACCAGCAGCGACAGCCUCGGGGGAGGCGGGGGCCAAGAGGGCGCCGGAGGUCCCUACCAGGCGCAGCCCCCGCAGCAGCAGCCUACCCGUCAGGCGGCCGCGCAGAGCAGGAGCCGUCUGACCAGACCCACCCGCUUGUCCCUGGACGGCCCCAAGGCCAGCACCCUGCCGCGGGCGCGGGAGCAGCCCCCACUGCUGCUGCCGCCGGAGCCCAAGAGCCCCGGCGAGUACGUGAACAUUGAGUUCGUGGCCAGUGACAAGCCGGCUUUCCCGUCGGCCGCGCGGCCCCGAGGGGAUGAAGGCUCCGAGUACAUGAACAUGGAGCUGGGGCCGCCGCGGGCUGCCUGCCAAGCCGGCUUCGCAGCCGUACGGGCGGCAGCUGCGGCCCGGCCAGGCCGAGGAGCUGCUGCCCUCAGCAGCCGGGACUAUGUGACUAUGGAACAGGGGGGUGGUGUCGGGGGGCCCUGCCCGGGCUGCGCCGACCCCCCGUCCCCCGCGCUCUUGCUCAACUACGCCGACAUGCGGACGGGCCGCGGCGUCCCGGAGAACCCCCCUGCUGCCCCUGCCUCCGCCCAGGCGCAGCCGCCGGCCGAACUGGCAGCGGCGCCACCGCGCUCCUCCUCCCUGAUGGGAGGCCCGGGGGUGAACAGCGCCUUCACCCGCGUCAGCCUCAGCCCCAGCCCCGGCCGCAAUCAGAGCGCCAAAGUGAUCCGCGCCGACCCGCAGGGGGGCCGCCGGCGGCACAGCUCCGAGACUUUCUCCUCCACCCCCAGCAACGCCCGCGGCACGGCGGGCAGCGGCGGCCUCAACGCGCCCUUGCUCUACGGGGCGGGUGGUGCGGGGGGCGCGGAGGAGGUGAAACGCCACAGCUCGGCCUCCUUCGAGAACGUCUGGCUCCGGCCUGCCUCGGGGGAGCUGGGGGCAGCCGCCAGGAGGGAGCAGCAGCCCCUCGGGGCCGGGGGUGGCUUUGAGAACGGACUCAACUACAUCGACCUGGACUUAGUGAAGGAUUUUAAUCAGCGUCGCCAACACCCCCACCACCCCCAGGAGGGCACCUCUGUGCUGGGGGGGAGGCAGCCGCCGCCGCCCAAAGCCCCUAAUCAGCCUUGUGGGAGUAGCCACUCUAGCGAUGAUUUGAGUGCAUAUGCCAGCAUCAGCUUCCAGAGGCGGGAGGACGUCUAA